CAUCGAUACCCCGACAAGAAGCAGACCAGUAAUCGAAUACCCUCACAAAAGAUGGUGUUUUAGAUCUUAACCCAUUGGACAACGAGGCCUCAACCGGACCGCAUCUUCUUCUCUUUUCUUUAACUUGUGUUUGGUGCCAGUUUUCUUGAUAUCAUUUGAGUGACCUCUGGAAAAAAAUGACUUGACCGGGUGUCCGACUUAUUUGUAGUUAUGUGUCAUUCUCACUCAGUGGAAGAAGACAAUCCCGAAACGCGACAUACUGUAACCAACAUCAAAAUGAAGGGUCAUUCGCCCAUGUCAGACAGCCAAACGUCCAGAUAUCGGCUAGGACACCGACCUAAGCUCGCCCUUGUCGUAGUUCUUUUCUCCAUCUUUAAUACCAUUGAAUGGGUCAAUGGUCAGGUAAACCACGUUUGGGAUGACCCCAUGGAUCUAAUGGCCGUUGAAAGUACAUUGGAUGGGACCAGAUUCAUGUCUCGCCAUGGCGAGCCCCUGCAGAGUCUUCCGAAGCCAAUGGCAGAGAGUAGAGCUGGGCGAAGGUUGCGACUUAAGCCAGGACUUAUGUUGCUGAAAAGACCCAUCAUGAGGCGCCGAAGGCCGUUGAGAAAAGGUGGCCCAAUUGGAUCUGUGCCUGGACCGCAAAGAAAGCGCAAGGUUCACCAUGACAAUAUCAUGGCGGAGAACUCGCAUGGUCCUUUGACCCAUGUUGUUCCUCCGCCCCAGGGAGUGCCUCCAAGACAGAAUGAGUCCGUGCUUGAUCCCUUCAAAAAAGUUCCCAAACCAGAGCGCACUCACAAACCCGUCAUGGUUUACACGCCUCCUCGUAGAUCCAAGCCCCCGCCAUUUCAGGGAAAUCUAGACACGGCUACGACAGUUGCCAAGAUUGAUACCUUGAAAGAUAUAAAGAAAUUGCCUUCAGUGCCAAGUCAAUCGGCUCCAAAAAAGCUCCAGCCGCAGGCCACAGCCGAUCGACGAAUGUUUGACUUAUCUGGUGGCAUGGACUUGUUGAAUAAGAUGGCUCAACGUCUCACGACAGGAAUGAUUCCUAGAUCAAAAGGUAAAAACAAGAGACCAAGUAGACCCAAAGGCAAGGCUCCUCCUCGAGGAAAAUACAGGCAGCGGAAACCAAGGCCGAAAAAGAACAAGAAACGACCUUCCUACGAUGUUCCCAUGGCGCCUGUUUUGAAGGCCUCUGACGUAUAUGGGGCUCCUAAGGCUCCUGCAGUGACAGGCAACGCUGAUGGAUACGGUAGUCCCCAAGCUCCUGUCAACGGUCAAAAUACAGAUUCCUAUGGUGCUCCCAAAGGAACACCUGUAACCGGUUCGGAUUCUUAUGGGGCUCCGCAAGGGCCUGCACUAAGCAGCGAUGGCGCAUAUGGUGUUCCACAAGGGUCAAUUAACAAUCUAGAUUCGUAUGGUACACCUCAAUCUUCAUCCCUUUUGGAAAACUACGGUUCAGAUCCCGCCAGUGUUUCCAAUCAUGGAGACCUCUCCGGAUUCGACCCAGUCAUUGUAUUUGGGAGCAAAGGCUUUGUACCCACUGGGACCAGAAACAACUUUGACGAAAGCAUCCAGGACGAGAUUGGGUCUUAUUCGGAAUCCAAUCCAAGCCACGCUUUCAUGGAGGACAUUGAGACCGCCAAGAGGGAAAUCUCUCAUGCAGUGACACCAAAGGAAGAGUUGAUCAAGCCUUCAGACACUCAAAUUCAAUACCAACAGCCCUUGCUCGAUCCUGAGGCAUCAUCGUCAGGCUCAGAUCCGACUUUUGAUGACGAUGGCCCAAGUUUCGCAUUUCCUGAUUUCGGUACGACAGAACUCAUGCAGAUAAGCGACAUUGAAAGGUUUUUCAAUGAGAACUUUUUCAAAAAGAUUAGCCCAGAACUCGACACAGCGGCAACUAGCAAACAGAAUGCUCCAAAUCCGGUCGAGAAUGACUUCUUUGAUGGACUGCCAGAAUCUGCCUAUGAGCCAACCCAAGUGGAAACAAAGAAUCCCCACUUGGUGGGUAACAAGGCGGCUGGAUAUUUAGACCCUUUUGAAAAAGCCGUUGUGAUUAAACCCACCCAAGGUCCCAAACUUCCCAAAAGGAGGAAGGUGGCUAACCCAUUUAUAGUUAAGCCAAAACUGCCCAUCAGAGGUCCAACCAGACCGAUCCAAAUGAAAAUUCCAAAACCACUACCCCUGUCACAAUCCAAGCCUUUGGUGAAGGUGUUGUUACCGAAAAAGAUUGCCGAUCCCCUUCGAGAUGUUGCACAUAAUUCCAAGCGACUCCCUCAGGGAUCGUAUGGCAAGCCUGAAAAGAACUUUGAGUAUGGACCAGCUCUUCCAGAUGCCAAUAAAGGGGCUGUUCCACUUCAGUUUGCUGGGGGAUCUGACACGGGAUAUGGAGAUCAUGAGGCAGAGUUCCAAGUUAGAGCCUCAAACCUAAAACAGAAGCGAUCAGCAGAGUCAUUCAACUAUCCUGGAAACUUAAGGUCCCGCACCAGGGUACCGCAACGACCUCAACCAGGACCAAGUCGGAGCCCAAUUUCUGGACGCACUAGACAAAACUUCUCAGCCAGGGCUAGGAUUCCAUCGACACCCUUGCCUCGGCCCCCACAGUUUUCGACCAAAUGGGGACCUCCACCAAUGUUCAAUGAAGGGUUUGGGGAACAUUUUGACUUUGAGUUUGGAAAGAAACGCCGUCAACCUUUGAGAAACAUUGUUCCUGCAAACAAAGGUAUUGUAGGACAACGAUCGACUUUGCCCAUUCCCAACCCAACUGAGAGCCAAAAAUCCAUGUUCAAGCCAAGUCCUCGCGUUGACGAACAGCGCUUGCCACAGAGUCAAAAUAGCUAUUUGGACCGGACAAAUGGAUUCUCUCGGGCCCAGCCAUUUGACAUCCAGAAGCAGGACAACAUCCAAGAGACACAAGCACCUCGCUUUCCUUCAAACGGUAGAGUGGAACCGACCAAUAAUCCACGUUCUGACGAAGAUGACACCACCAUGGCCUCCUCGCAUUAUCAAGAUCAGACCACGGAAUACGACUCAUCAUUCUCCAAUGACCCUAACAUGAAUUUCUACUCCUCAAGAUUUCCUUCUUCAGAAGUCAAAUCUACCCCAGAGUAUGAGGAACCACGGCCCACUGCAGUGGACGACAUCAGUCCCCGAAUUGAUCAAGACGUGUAUGACUUUUAUGACGAUUAUGGUUAUGAUUACAAGUCAAUCCCGCUUCCCCCAACUCCAGGGCAAGGCUCUAAAGUUGCCAGGGUAAAGCCCCACCCAACUAAUCCUGAUUACGAAUAUGUAUACUACUACGAUUAUGAAGAGGGAGCCGUUCCGAGUGGAAAGGGACCAAAGCCUGCCAUUGGCAAGGAAACUCCGUCCCCCGUCCGCUCCAAUUCUUUAGACCACAAAGAUCCAAACCCAAACCCCUCUCCUUCUGUUCCUAAUUUGCCAAUUCAAACCUCUACGCUUAGUGAAGAUCCAACUUGGACCAAGACAACCACUCGUGAACUUGAACAACCCAAGCCAACUCCAUUUUUGGUGGAAAAACCAGAGUUCCAAGAACGUCCACCAGUGGAUCGAACCGAGCUGAAUUACAACCUCUAUUCGGGAUCUAAUGACCAAGGUAGAGAAACGCCAUCCACCCCUGCUUUUAGAGGGAGAUAUCCAAUGACCACAUCAGAAUCGAUCCCAACAUACAAUGACUACACUGAAGCGUAUGAAGAUUCCCAACGGAUUGAUAAGGAAUCAAAUGAACGUGAAAUGAAUCCCAUUAAGAGCCGGAACUUCAUUCCCAAACAAUCCCCAUUCAACAUUGGAGCACCUACAAGCAGAGAACCGUUUACUCGCAACCCUACCAAUCCACAUACAAAGCAGAAUAACCCCUUUGAGCGCACUAGCACCACUGUUCAGGAGUCUACUCCUACAAUGGAGUCGCAUCCACCAUCUACUUCCAGUCAAUCAAAUAUCAGAAUGAAGAUCCCCCAUCGAUCUGUGAUGAGGCAACAGGUUCCACGUCGAUAUCCAGAUGUCGAUGAGAAGCCACAAUACUCCAUAAAUCAACCCGGACCUACAAUUGGUUACCCACCCUUCCGAUCGACAUUUCCAUCGCGAGAAACUUUACCACCAAGAAGUAGCCAAGAACCCUUUCCUUCCCCGGAAGACAAAAUGACCACGUAUGAAUAUGAUUAUCCAGGACCAACUCAAAUCAAUUUCAGAGAGCCAAUCCAGCCUAAGAGGGAAUAUUCUGGAGAAGCCUUGGCCUAUGACUACUAUCCUGACACUGAAGAGGACUAUACUGAAAAUACCAUUCCUUACAACUACCCCAGAAAUCCAUUGCUUGGAGGUCCAGGUUCCACUUCAACCACUCCGACUACAACAAUUUCAACAGAGGACGUAACAGAAACGGAGGCCGCCACUCUAUUCACUACUGCCCCACCUUCAACAACAAGCUCAACAACUAUAACCACCACUACUACCACAACUACAACCACUAGUACCACCACCACCACGACAACUACUACCAUAACCACGACAANACUAACCACCACUACUACCACAACUACAUCAACAGAGGACGUAACAGAAACGGAGGCCGCCACUCUAUUCACUACUGCCCCACCUACAACAACAAGCUCAACAACUAUAACCACCACUACUACCACAACUACAACCACUAGUACCACCACCACCACGACAACUACUACCAUAACCACGACAACCACCACCACUACUACUACCACCACAACAACCAUGCCAACAACUACCACAACAGAAAGAUAUGCAUACAAGCGACCUGAUGAAUAUUUGGAACCUCCAGGAGAUAAGAACCCUUGUGCCAAGGAGCUGUUUUGUGAUGUCAGAGAUAGCAACUAUCCAAUGAGCACCGUCAUCAGCAUAGUUGUGUCCGAGGGUCCAGCCGUCCAAGGAAUUUACCAACAAGUGAUUCGGGACUUUCCAAAUCUGAUUGGGGCCAGUGCAGCAAUGUGGGAGAGCAAAAGGAGGAGGAGUAGUAGUUGUGAAACUCUGGAGAUGGCUGUUAAACCUGGAUGGUCCAAGACUGUAAAAGGAGAGUGGGUCACCGUAGUAAAUACGAAUGAGUAUCCUCAAGAAGUGAAAACAACCAAGUGCCAUAAUCUUGGAGAGCCUUGCAGCAUGAUGUAUUCCAGGUCAAAAAGUAUUUGCGAGCAAAAGCUUGUACGGAAGAGCUUGAUGGUUGUGGAUCCUUACAAACCCGAGAAAGGAGUGUUUUCCGCCGAAUUUGACAUCCCCACCGAGUGUUCGUGUUCAGUUGCCAAACCAGAUGACAGUCUCUUAUAUAAAGACACAAGUCCCAUUGAAAACAACUAUUAUGCGAAAAAAUCAAAUAACCAGGCUGGUAAAGACCUGGAAUUGGCUCUAAGAACUAGGGAUCCGUCCCUGACUUCACGCACACGAUUGCGCACGCACAAGCGGUUCUUGAAGCGACCAAGACCCGGGAAAAAGGAUACCGAGUCAGAACCAACGGAUAACGAGCCUAAAACCGAACAGAGACGAUUCAAAGUUCAAAAUCGACGGAAUUUCAAGGACUACUCAAGCUUCCCUUCUCCGUCACCAUCAAUGCCAAUGCCAACGCCAACGAAAAGUGCUUUUGAGGAUCCACCCCCGAUCAGUACAUUCCGACAGAGAAUUCCAUCCCAUGAACAAAUUGAGAAAGACUUGGCCGACAUUGAUCAAGAGAACAAAAUGAACAUAGAGAAACAAAUGAAGAAAAUGGAUUGGGAUGCCACGCCCACCACCCCAGAGGCUUCUGAAGAUAGAGAAGAUGAGCAGCACAAUUCGAUGGGAAGUGACUUCAUGAGCACCAGAUCCCGGGUGAAAACAACCACCGAAGUAUCAAGCUCUGCAGAAGAUACCACCAUCUAUUACGAGGAUGUAUCUCAGGAUAUCCAAAAAACAAUUGAAGACAACAUGAAGGCCUUCCAGCCUAAUAUCGGCCUAACCAACUUAUUCAAGUUGGACCGACCCACACCUGCAGGUUCUACUGUUACCACAGAACAAUCGAGUGACCGAAAAAGUGGACAACGGAGCAAUGACGGUCCAACAAGAAAGUUUGUGCGUGAGCGAGUGUUUCUACCAACCCAAGCUUCAACUUCAACGGAAGCCCAUGUUGAAACCACAUCUGUAAGGUCAAGAGUUAGACCUCUUACCACUAAAGCAAGUAGUACUACUACUGCAUCCCCUUUAAGUCCCCAACGACGAGCUGCCAUGCACCAGAUGAAAGACCGAUAUCGCAGUCAAUUUAUGGAAGGAAGCAAAUCCUACAGGAAAUCUUCCGUCAGUCCAAGCCCAACACCAACCACCACAACCGACACUACGUCAAGAUCAAGUUAUAAUGCAGAAAUUGCGAAAACCACGGCGGAGUCCAAGAAAAGCGCUGGUAUUGGAUACAAACGGAGAUUUGGUGGGGCCUCUGACUUUUAUGAGAAGUUCAAGAAAAGGAAACACGGAGGCUACAAAAGUAGUAGAAACAAACCAGCUCCAGAGCAACCUGAAGAGGAGGAGGAACCAAUUAUUGACCCUUCACCCAAACCCACUUCUUUUAGUAGAACCACCCCUGAGGAGAGCGUCAAAGCCCCGUCUUUGGAUUUGGCGGAAAUUCGCGAUAUUUACGAUGAUGAGGAUGACAAAGCCGAAGAUGACGCUGUGUUUCCCAGCAUUGAACCCGAAGCCACCUCAAAGUCAAACGUAGGAAAACCCAUUCGGUUAUGGCAAACUCGGCCAAAGAAGCAAAUGACUCCUAGUGACCAAACAAGAGCGCCAACUGACGCUACGCCCCCAUCGGAGGUUACAUCAACAACAGACACCGUAUCCAGAUACUCUAGACGACCAAUUACCUCCAACUUUGAGAACAAGAGAGCUUCCAAUGAGCGCUCAGACGAUGGAGCCUCUACUAGAGAUGAUGAAAGCGACAAAGAUAAAGAUGAAGAGGGUGGCUCCAAAGAGGCGUUAAAAGCGUUUCUAGCCAGCGGAAAGCAUGGAAAUGACCCUAGAAAGAUCCAGGAAAUGAUUAAAAGAUUUUACGCAAACGGAAGCAAGCCACCAACAACACCGGAACCUCAGAAUGAAGAGGCAGAUGUGGCCAAAAGCAUAUUCGAGAAAUAUUCGAAAAAGAAUUCCAGACUGGCUUCAACUGCGGAGACUAAAGUUGAAGAAGAGGGUUAUGAAGAGCUGACAGAAGAUGAAGAUGAUUCAACUUACCCUCACGACGAGGAGCAAGAGGUUUUCAAUGCCAAAGGAAUGGAACUCGAAAAGAAGGAACCAGAAGGAUCCCGGGUCGCCAUCCGUCCAUGGUCCCCAAGCUUGAGUGGUUCUUACAAUAGCCGAGGAGGAUCUUCCAGCAGCUACUUCCAGAAGUUUGCCAAAGAUAAUGUGGGUGGCUCAUUUCGACGGCCAAAGCCCGAAGAUGAAGAUGCGGAAAAGGCCAAGGAAAUCUUUAGUAAAUAUAAAUUGAACAAGAACAAGAAUCGAUCCAAGAGUACCACAACAACUCCAAGUCCGAUAGAUGUCUCCAAAGUGGAGCCCUCACAACGUGUGUACACUCCAAGGUUUACAACCCCAAAGCCAACUAAUGGCGGUUUCUGGCCUACCCCCCGGCCAUUCAGACCGAGAAAAACUAGCUAUGGAUCCCACGAUAAAGAGGACAAGCCGGAACGGAUUUCGGAAUGGACACCACCAUCCAGGCGUGUUCCCACCAGACCCGAGAGAGUCACAACAACGACAGUCACCACAACUACUACCACCACAAGCACGUCUACAACACAACCUCCAACAACUACCACAGAGGCAACGUCUCCAGUCACAAUCCCAACAAUCAAGCCAAAGCUAGACACGUCAAGCUUUAUCUUUGGUGACUAUGAUGGAGCCUUUGUCGACCUCGAAAAAAUCCCGAGCAAUAAUUUCAAUAGCGAAAUCAGCAUCGACACUAGUUCCUUUAUCUACGACGACACGGACACUGAGACCACCCAAGGGAUGACCAUACCCACCCAAUCCUCCGAUCAAAUGGACUCCCCAGGAUCCUCGCAAGGUCCUCCAAACACCCAAUUAAAGGCUAGAGUACCAAUCCGAAAUGUAUUGGACAUUUUCCAGGAACUAAAGUACUCUUUCGGGAAGAAGACAUAAAUUUGAAGUAACCUUACGAAAACAACACCUUGUUCAGUAUUUGCCAUGCAAACUCAAGAGUAUUAUUACUACUACUGCUAUUACUACUACUUCUACAACUAUUAUAAUUACUAUUAUUUUGAGAAGAAUGAUUCCCAAUGUGAUAUUUCUCUCUGACAAUUCAAAAGCUGAAUGAAAGACAGAGGCCAGAAGAUAAUGUUGACUCUGGUAAGUGACUGUGCAAUAGCAAAAAAAUCUUAUGCCACUUGGGAUUGCAAUUCCCCUGAUAUUGCCUCAAUCUCCCAUGGAAAAGGAUAAACUUAUUACCACUUUCAAAUCUUAGAAGGGUCCCCAAAACGUGUCUUGUGUUUAUUUUGUUGUAUAGACUUUGAAUUUUAGUCCAAUAAAUGAUUUACCGAAUGAA
Tigriopus californicus is the source of this 8548-nucleotide messenger RNA. RefSeq names its product mucin-2-like. Gene Ontology annotation, cellular component: extracellular region. The record is from RefSeq and is a predicted model, not a curated record. Gene Ontology annotation, molecular function: growth factor activity; Toll binding. Lineage: Eukaryota; Metazoa; Arthropoda; Copepoda; Harpacticoida; Harpacticidae. The coding region runs from base 211 to 8145 and encodes 2644 amino acids. The transcript is spliced from 11 exons. Gene Ontology annotation, biological process: regulation of Toll signaling pathway; innate immune response; central nervous system formation.